Lagopus muta (rock ptarmigan) is the source of this 1053-nucleotide messenger RNA. Its product is annotated as tetratricopeptide repeat protein 38-like. Gene Ontology annotation, molecular function: protein binding. Bases 118 to 1053 code for a protein of 311 amino acids. The record is from RefSeq and is a predicted model, not a curated record. NCBI's taxonomy places the organism in Eukaryota, Metazoa, Chordata, Aves, Galliformes, Phasianidae. The transcript is spliced from 10 exons.
GCCGAGAGGAGGACCGGCCCCGCCCCGCCCCACAGAGCGGCCCGGCCCCUUCUCCUGCGUGCUGUGGGAAGCGCGAAGUCGCUCGGGCGAAGGCUGAGAGGGGCUUGUGGGACGGCCAUGGCACCGCUGAGGGACUGCAAGGCCUGGCAGGACGCUGGACUUGGGCUGUCGACCACUAGCAACGAAGCCUGUAAGCUAUUUGAUGCUGCGCUAAGCCAGUAUGCAACGUGGCGCAACGAUGAGAAUCUAGGAGGUAUUGAAGGGUGUCUUUCCAAGUUAAAGGCUGCAGAUCCAAAUUUUGUCAUGGGACAUGUCAUUGCUAACGGAUUGGAGCUUAUUGGCACUGGAAGCUCAGUGCGGCUCAACAGAGAUCUGGGCAGUGCGCUGAAAACAAUGAUGACGCUGUCGAGAUCUCAGCCUCUGACGGAGCGGGAGAAGCUUCACGUAUUGGCCUUGGACAUGUUUGCCAGUGGACAGCUUCCAAAAGCUUGUGAUGUAUGGGAACAGAUUCUACAGAACCAUCCGACGGACUUGCUAGCCCUCAAAUUUUCCCAUGACACUUAUUUCUACUUAGGAUAUCAAAUACAAAUGCGAGAUUCUGUUGCUCGGGUUUUUCCUUUCUGGACACCUGACGUUCCUCUGAGCAGCUACGUGAAGGGCUUCUACUCUUUUGGACUCAUGGAAACAAACUUUUUUGAUCGUGCAGAGAAGCUUGCCCGUGAGGCUUUGGAUAUAGAGCGGACAGAUGCGUGGUCUGUUCAUACUGUAGCUCACGUAAAUGAAAUGAAAGCAGAGGUGGAGAAAGGGUUGGCGUUCAUGAAGGAAACAGAAGACAACUGGAAGGGCAGUGAUAUGCUUGCUUGCCACAAUUACUGGCACUGGGCUUUAUACUUUAUGGAAAAGGGGGAACAUGAGGCUGCUUUGACAAUUUAUGACAACCAUAUAGCUCCCCGGUUCCUGUCAAGCGGAAGCAUGCUGGAUUUAGUAGAUAGCUCUUCGAUGCUGUACAGGCUUCACCUGGAAGGCAGGAUAUCCCACUGUAAUUCUUUUUGA